AAGUGGACCAAUGCGGCAUAGAAAAGCAUAACAUAUAUCAAGUUUAUUCGUUUGCAAGACACGUCUCGUACCGGUCAACCUUUUAUUACGUUUUAUUGACCAAUUAUAUGAGUUUAAUUAGUCGAAAGUUAGCUAACAACAAGAAGAUAUCGUGAAAUUCGAUCUUUCCAUAAGAAUAUAGUAUUUUAUCAUGUAUCGCUUUGACUUCGGGGUAAUCAAUCCGGUUAGCAUUUCUCCUUAGAACCGUCGUCUCCCGAUUCUCGGUUUUAUCCGGUUUGAUUACGGUCUUGUACUUGAUCUGUCUAUUUGUAUAACAGCCUUUGAACUGCAGUAGUUAGUGUUCUGCAAAAACCAUGUCUUGUAGUGGGAACUGAUUGUCGUGUUCUUUAGAAGAAUUUACACCUGAGAAACGUGUAUCUUCGUGUAGCAUUUUCAUAACCCUUUCAAUGAGUAGACAUCUCUAAAACUCUGAAGGAGCAAGUGCAGACCAACUGUUCGAUAAAAUUCCUCAGAUAACGAUGAUUUCGAUAGUCAGAUCAAACGGGUUUGCAUUUCUAACGAACACUUCAAAACCUACACGCUAUUUAUGCUCUCAUCACUCGGUAGACCAUGCAUCGACGGAGUUGCAGGAAGAAGUUAUUCGCAUUGUUUCUUCCCACAUUGGUGGUCUUGAUGACCUUGAAGAAAACUUGAACAAGGUUUCGGUUUCUACAUCACCCAACUUCGUUACCCAAGUGAUUGACUCCUGUAAGAACGAGACUUCACCGAGAAGGCUGUUGAGAUUCUUCUCCUGGUCUUGUAAAGGCCUUGGCUCCAGUUUACAGGACAAGGAGUUCAACCACGUCUUGAGAGUUUUGUCUGAGAAGAAGGACUACACAGCUAUGCAGAUACUCUUAUCAGAUCUCAGGAAGGAGAAUCGGGCCAUGGAUAAGCAAACGUUUAGCCUCGUUGCUGAAACUCUGGUUAAGAUUGGUAAAGAAGAAGACGCAAUAGGUAUCUUCAAGAUCUUGGACAAGUUUUCUUGCCCACGAGAUAGCUUCACGGUGACGGCUAUUAUAAGCGCGCUCUGCUCAAAGGGACAUGUGAAGAGAGCAUUGGGAGUUAUGCACCAUCACAAGGACUUAGUAUCCGGUAACGAACUGUCUGUGUACAGAAGUCUUUUAUUCGGUUGGUCGGUUCAAAGAAACGUGAAGGAGGCAAGGAGAGUUAUACAGGAUAUGAAAUCAGCAGGGAUUGCUCCGGAUUUGUUCUGUUACAACACGAUGCUUACAUGCCAAUGCGAAAGAAACGUUGCUCGAAACCCUUCUGGUCUCGUCCCUGAAGCUCUGAACAUUAUGUUGGAGAUGAGGUCUUACAGAGUCCAACCUACGUCUCUUAGUUACAACGUAUUGCUUUCUUGCUUGGGAAGGACGAGGAGGGUGAAAGAGUCUUGCCAGAUUCUAGAACAGAUGAAGAGAUCAGGGUGUGAUCCAGACACAGCGAGCUAUUACUUCGUUGUGAGGGUGCUGUAUUUGACAGGGAGGUUUGGUAAAGGCAACCAAACGGUGGAUGAGAUGAUCGAGAGAGGGCUCAGACCCGAACGCAAAUUCUAUUAUGAUUUGAUUGGAGUUCUUUGUGGUGUCGAGCGGGUGAAUUUUGCUCUUCAGCUGUUUGAGAAGAUGAAGAGAAGCGCUGUGGGUGGUUAUGGUCAGGUGUAUGAUCUGCUCAUAGCAAAACUAUGUAAAGGAGGAGAGUUUGAGAAAGGAAAGGAGCUUUGGGAAGAGGCAAUGUCACUUGGUGUUACGCUGAGUUGCUCCAUUGAGUUACUUGAUCCUUGUGUCACAGAGGUUUUCAAACCCAUGAAGAAGAAAGAAGAGGCUGCUUUGGUGGAUCCUCGUGCACUCAACUUAAAGAUUCGUCCUAGGAUGGAUAGAGCCAAGCCGAAAGUGAAACCGAAACCGAAACGCAGGAGCAAGACGAAGAAGAACAUAUGAUGUAGCAGCAAACAAUGUAUGUAUCGCAAGAUAAAACUCAGUGACUUGGGUGCAAAGGAAGCAGCCACAAGGAGAAACUAUUCUGUUUUUACCCCUAACAAGCAGUUAGACCCAUCACAAAUCCUGUCCGGAGAUUGUGAUGAGCUUGAUGAUAGGUAAAACAUAGUUUUGGAUACAAGUCCAUGACAUUUAUAUAUGGCUAUCACAUGAACCCAGGAUGAUGGUAAGGUUUUUGACCCAGUUAAGCCCAACAUUUUAAUGUGAACCUGCGAAUUGGUUUAUUAUUCUGGUCUGCCCAAUACAUAUCUAAAGAAAACCAUCUUCCCCUCCAUUGAUCUGUCUCGUUUUUAAGGCUUACAACAGUUGUAGAGAGUACAUAUAUCAUAUCAAAUAUUUUUUUUUAUGAUAAAAAAAAAAAAAAUAGUGUGCCAGCCAGGCA
This is a messenger RNA of Raphanus sativus (radish), 2412 nucleotides long. RefSeq names its product pentatricopeptide repeat-containing protein At5g61370, mitochondrial. NCBI's taxonomy places the organism in Eukaryota, Viridiplantae, Streptophyta, Magnoliopsida, Brassicales, Brassicaceae. The record is from RefSeq and is a predicted model, not a curated record. The transcript has 2 exons. Gene Ontology annotation, molecular function: protein binding. The coding region runs from base 519 to 1973 and encodes 484 amino acids.